CUUACAGUUAAAGUGAAUCGUGAUCUCUCAUAUUGUUGUUCACCAAGGAAGCAACAAAGCGACUCGAGGAUGGUAUUGUGUUAACAAUACAGCAUUUGGUGAAUAUGAUUUAGGUGUACAUGAUUCAUACUUACUGUUAAAGAUGGACGAACGACUCCUAGACUAUAAUCACCAGAAAACGAGGAAAUACGCUUUGGAAAUCGUAUUUGUAACAAUCGUAUCCAUGCUUGGGGUUGUGGGAAACAGCGUUGCCAUUUUCUUUUACGGAAGGAAAAAGAAUCACAAUACGUCGGCCUUUCUGUUGACAGUAAUUUCUGGGAACGAUUUGAUUUCGUCGUUCGUUAACCUGUUUCAGGUAUACGAGUCAACAAACAGCGUGACUUACACAAGUGAUAUCCUGUGUAAAAUACACGGAUUCCUCUUGCACACGUUUACAGCAAACUCCAUUGUUUUGCUAAUUCCGAUUGCCUUCGAUAGAUUUUUCAAAGUCGUUCUUGUAUUUUCAGCAAAGAAAUUCACAAAAACAAAAGCAAAGAUCAGCGUGUUUGUGUUCAUCACUUUUUCAGUCUUAUUGGCGCUACCGCAGUUGCUGUGGUUUUCGGAAUCACUACCGGUAUUCAUUGAAAUUGUCGAUGGAAAUACGUCACUGCAAGGUCAACGAUGCCUUUUCAACAGCGAUUCAAAUAAAGUGCAACACAACAUUUUUCACAUCCUAGAUAUUGUAAUCAUUGUUACAUGUGUCGUCAUCCUGGGAGGUUUAUAUGGUUCAAUUCCAAUCACAAUGAUGAAGCUUUCAAAGAAUCACGAGGAAUCAGCCAGAACAAUUAGGUUACAAAUACCGCACGUUGAAACUGGAAUGUCAUCCAUAGAAAACCAGUCCUCUAAUGAUGUCCAUACUGAUAAUUCGACCAAAAUAUAUUUCGCUGAAUAUCAAAAGAGAGAUCAACCAGGUGCUACGGGAACAUCAUUGACAACGGCACAAGCAACGGUCACUGGAACAUUGGAACAAACAGUUCCUAAACCUAUACAUGAACGUCAUAACAAAAAGUAUUCAUCUAUUCCUCCAAAGCGUCGCUUCCUCCAGAACAAGGCUUUCCAGCUGAAGAUUACGGCUAUGACAUUUGUUAUGACCGUUGCUUCUCUUUUGAGCUGUUUCGGUUACUUUUACGUAAGAAUAGGAUACAAAGUUCAGGACCAUGAACUGUCUGUUGGCCUAAAGAUAUUGGUACGUACCAUAAUAUUCAACAGCACCAUCAACCCAUACGUGAUUUGUCUGUUCAGCACAGAAUUCAGGAGAUUUGUUCAGGACAUAUUUAGUUGUAAAUGCUUACGUACUGGUUCAUAAUGUGUCUAGCGAUAUUGUGUCCAAAUUGUUGUCGCGUUAGAUUACAAUAGCAUAAAUCUGUGUUGUUGAUGGCACUUUUAUUGUUAUUAUUUAUAAUAUGCUUUCCGGUGGUUUAUACAGAUUUAACAGUGAAAUAAAAUUGAUAUUUCACUGCUCCAAACACUGAAAAUAUCGCUGAAACUUUAGCCCGUCAUUUCGUCCAAAUCGAACGUCAAAGCGCACAGGGCUGGGAAACAAUUGCAAUGACGUCACUGCCGAAAUAGCGUUACUUUCGCAUACAAUUUGGUGCGUUUUUCUGGAAAGGUACAUAUAAAUGGCAUCUUUAAAUGCAUAUCAUAAAAAUAAAUUGUGUCAGUGUAAGAUCGUAAUACAUUUAACCUCGUGAACUCCAAAAGGAAAUAUUACAAUGCUACUCGUAUGUAUUGUCAUUAUUUUGCAUGACAAACAUUUUCAUAUCUAAUUGUUCUGAUAAGCAGCCUUCAUCAUCUGUCAUAUUUUAUCAAACUCUGUAUUACAAUUAAGGAGUAUAUAAACACAUGCAUGUUCUCUUUAGGACAGUUAAGAUUUAGUUGUUAAAAAUCAACCGCUCGUAACAUAAUUUGUGUGACUUGUGAUGGACAAUACUCUUUCUCUCUUUGUGAAAUGUUGUGCUAUACUUAAUGUGCAUCUUGAACUUUGUAAACAUUCUUCUGAACGACCUAAAACGUACGCUUCGAUUUAUAAAGUCAAACUCUUUAUUUUACACUGUUGUUGAUAACUGCAAUAAAGAUGGAACAACAUGGCGCUGCACUUUCCUUUAUACCGAAGUAACUUAAUGUGACAGACACAUGCAAUGUCGUGUU
Mya arenaria is the source of this 2187-nucleotide messenger RNA. RefSeq names its product cephalotocin receptor 1-like. Lineage: Eukaryota; Metazoa; Mollusca; Bivalvia; Myida; Myidae. Gene Ontology annotation, cellular component: membrane. Gene Ontology annotation, molecular function: G protein-coupled peptide receptor activity. The transcript has 2 exons. Gene Ontology annotation, biological process: neuropeptide signaling pathway. The coding region runs from base 143 to 1345 and encodes 400 amino acids. The record is from RefSeq and is a predicted model, not a curated record.